CUUGCACAAGAAAAAUGAAUUUUAUAUUUCAGUUUUCGUACGACAUUUGCACUUUUGCUAAUCCUUGUUGGUUGUCUUCUGCGAGACUACGCCAACUGCUGCCACCUCUUUUGCCAUUUCUCUUCCCCUUGGCUUUCUUCAAUAAUCCAUGCCAAUUUAACCAAUUUUUUUUUAUUUCUUUUAGAAGAGCCCUCCUUUCAAGUUUUGCUCUAAUCUGAUGGGGGAUGGGAAUUCCGACCUUGGUGCUCAGUUACGCGUAGAGCCAAUCUACGACUCGUUCCUAUGUCCUCUGACGAAGCAAGUGAUGCACGAUCCUGUGACCUUGGAAACCGGGCAAACGUAUGAGAGGGAUGCCAUAGAGAAGUGGCUGAGAGAGUGUAGGGAGAGUGGAAGAAGGCCUGUCUGCCCUUUGACAUUGAGAGAGCUCAAAAGCACUGAGCUUAGCCCUAGUAUUGCUCUAAGACACACAAUUAAAGAAUGGAAUGCGAGGAACGAAGCCUCUAAGCUUGACAUGGCACGGCGAUCCCUGUCCCUGACAAGUUUGGAGGGUGACAUUCUGCAGGCCCUGAAAUUCGUGCAGCGCCUCUGCCUGCAAGCCCCUUUCAAUAAGCGUGUGGUCCAUGAUGCCGACUUGAUUCCCAAGAUCGUAGACGUGCUCAAGAGCUCCAGUCGACAAGUCCGUUGCACAGCUCUUGAAACUCUUAGGAUUGUGGUGGAGGAUGAUUCUGAUAACAAGGAAAUCGUGGCGGAAGGGGAUACUGUGCGCACAAUAGUCAAGUUCCUGUCUCACGAGCAAUCUAAAGAGAGAGAAGAAGCUGUUUCUCUUCUCUACGAGCUUUCCCACUCAGAGAAGCUCUGUGAAAAGAUCGGCUCUGUUAAUGGGGCGGUUCUGAUCUUAGUUGGUAUGGCCACCAGCAACUCGGAGAGUCUCCUAACUGUCGAGAUGACUGAUAAAACACUCGAGAAUCUGGCUCAAUGUGAGAACAACGUUAAACAAAUGGCUGAAUGUGGAAGAUUGCAGCCUCUUCUCACAUUACUGCUUGAAGGUGCUCCUGACACUAAGCUGUCCAUGGCUGCCAUUCUAGGUGAGCUCGUUCUAGACAACGAGGUGAAGGUAUUCGUGGCGAGGACAGCUGCUUUUUCACUCAUCAAUCUCAUGACGCACACCGACAUGCCAUCGAGGGAGGCUGCUCUUAAAGCUAUAAACCAGAUUUCAUCAGAUGAAACGAGUGCCAAAGUCUUGAUCGAGGCAGGCAUCUUGCCCCCUCUUGUGAAGGAUCUGUUCACUGUUGGAGCAAACCAGCUGCCAAUGCGGCUCAAGGAAGUUUCAGCAACAAUUCUUGCCAAUGUCGUUAACUCAGGCCAUGACUUCGACUCAGUGCCAAUCGGGCCUAACUACCAGACUCUGGUGUCGAAGGAGAUCAUUCACAACCUUCUGCAUCUUAUCAACAACACUGGCCCUGCAAUCGAGUCCAAGCUUCUCCAAGUUCUGGUCGGGCUCACAAAUUCUGCAGCAACCGUGUCCAGUGUUGUCUCCGCCAUCAAGAGCUCCGGUGCUACUAUCAGUUUGGUUCAGUUCAUUGAAGCUCCUCAGGUGGAUCUGAGGGCGGCUUCGAUAAGGCUUCUGCAGAACCUCUCCCCACACAUGGGCCCGGAGCUGGCUAGCUGCCUGCGCGGGCCAGCAGGCCAGCUCGGGAGCCUGAUCCGGGAGAUAUUGGAAAAAGAGGUGAUAACUGAGGAGCAAGCAGCAGCUGUUGGAUUUCUAGCUGAUCUACCCGAAAGGGAUUCGGGUCUCACUAGACAGAUGCUAGACGAAGGGGUGUUCCAGCGCUUGGUCUCGAGAAUAGUUAGCAUCAGGCAAGGUGCGACAAGGAGGAACCGUUUCAUGACCCCAUAUUUGGAAGGGCUCGUGAAGGUCGUGGCAAGAGUCACAUUCGUGUUAUCUGAGGAGUCAGGUGCUGCCGCUCGCGCACUCUGUUGUCGGACCAACCUAGCAUCGCUCUUCAUAGACCUCCUGCAAUCCAACGGGCUAGAUAAUCUGCAGAUGGUGUCAGCCGUGGCUCUGGAGAAUCUAUCCAAAGAAUCGAAGAACUUGACACAACUGCUAGAGUUCCCUGCACCGGGGCUGUUUGCCACGAUCUUCCCUUGCCUGAGCAAGCAACCGGUGAUAACGGGGCUGUGCCCUAUUCAUAGAGGGAUAUGCUCACUGAAAGAGACAUUCUGCCUGUUGGAUGGACAGGCUGUGGACAAACUGGUGGCUCUGUUGGACCACACGAACGACAAGGUGGUGGAGGCGUCACUUGCUGCGCUGGCCACUCUGUUGGAGGAUGGCGUUGACAUAGAUCAGGGGGUUCAGGUGUUACUGGAGGCGGAAGGGGUGAAGCCGAUACUGGACUUGCUGCUGGGGAAACGGACAGAGACGCUGAGGAGCCGGGUGGUGUGGACAGUGGAGAGAUUGUUGAGAUGUGAAGCGAUAGCAUAUGAUGUAGCAGGUGAUCCAAAUAUAAGCACAGCUUUGGUUGAUGCAUUCCAGCAUGGAGAAUACAGAACAAGGCAGAUUGCUGAGCGCGCAUUGAAACACGUUGACAAGAUCCCCAACUUCUCUAGCAUCUUUUCCAACGUGGGAUAGUCCUUUUCCACCUUGUAUUUACUCACAUGCACAUAUUGACACACAAAUUUUUGUUCCGGAGUUUCCAUCAGGUGUGAAGAUACUGAUUGUUUUUCAGUCCAAAAUUACAUCUUAUUUGAGCUA
Messenger RNA from Salvia hispanica, 2752 nucleotides. RefSeq names its product senescence-associated E3 ubiquitin ligase 1 (gene SAUL1). Gene Ontology annotation, biological process: protein ubiquitination. Gene Ontology annotation, molecular function: protein binding; ubiquitin-protein transferase activity. The record is from RefSeq and is a predicted model, not a curated record. Lineage: Eukaryota; Viridiplantae; Streptophyta; Magnoliopsida; Lamiales; Lamiaceae.